AUGCUGUCGCGGUCCUCCCUCAGCCGAAAUGCGCCGCGUGCGCUCUCCGCCGGCCGUCGGGCCAUGGCCUCUGCUGCCAACCCGACCUUCCAGUACGAUGUCUCCGAGGCUGCCGGUGUGAAGGUUGCCAACCGUGAGGUCAAUGGUGCUACUGGCACUCUGGCCCUGGUGGCCAAGGCUGGUUCCCGUUACCAGCCCUUCCCUGGUUUCUCCGAUGCCCUCGAGAAGUUCGCCUUCAAGUCCACACUUAAGCGUUCUGCUUUGCGCAUCACCCGUGAGGUUGAGCUGCUGGGCGGCGAGAUCUCGUCGACACACUCCCGCGAAAACGUUGUCCUCCGCGCCAAGUUCCUCGCCAACGACCUCCCAUACUUCACAGAGCUGCUGGCCGAGGUUGCCAGCCAGACCAAGUUCUCUGACCACGAAUUGAACGAGGUUGUCACUCAGCUCCUCAAGUACCAACAGCAAGCUGUUUACUCCAACUCCGAGACCAUCGCCCUUGAUGCCGCUCACGGCGUUGCUUUCCACCGCGGCCUGGGCUCUCCCAUCACUCCCAGCCAGACCACCCCCUACGAGAAGUACCUCUCCGGCGAUGCCCUGGCUCAGUUCGCCCAGGAUGCCUUCGCCAAGUCCAACGUUGCCCUGGUUGCCACCGGUCCCAACUCCGCUGAUGUCUCCAAGUGGGUCGGCCAGUUCUUCAAGGAUCUCCCUACCGGCACCUCCGCCAACCAGUACAAGGUCCAGCCCUCCGUUGCCUCCAAGUACUUCGGUGGUGAGCAGCGCAUCCCCUCCAAGACCGGCAACGCCGUUGUGAUCGCCUUCCCCGGCUCCAGCGCUUUCGGCACUGCUGGCUACAAGGCUGAGGCUUCCGUUCUGGCUGCUCUCCUGGGCGGCGAGUCCUCCAUCAAGUGGACCCCCGGUUUCUCUCUCCUGUCCAAGGCCACCCAGGGCUUCUCUUUCCUUAAUGUCUCCACCAAGAACCACUCCUACUCGGAUGCUGGUCUCUUCACUGUCACCCUCACCGGUGCCGCUGACCAGAUUGCUACCGCUAGCAAGAACGUUGUUGAUGCUCUCAAGAAGGCUGCUGCCGGUGAGGUCGCCAGCGAGGACAUCAAGAAGGCCGCUGCCCUGGCUAAGUUCCGUGCUCUGGAGUCCGUUCAGACCCUGGAGACUGGUCUUGAGGCCACUGGCUCCGGUCUGGUCCACGGCGGCAAGGCUUACCAGAUUGGUGAGAUUGCUCAGGCCAUUGAGGCUGUCUCUGAGGAGCAGGUCAAGGCGGUUGCCAAGUCCUUCCUCUCUGGUAAGGCCACUCUUGUCAGCGUUGGAGACGUUCACCAGCUCCCAUAUGCUGAGGACAUUGGUCUCUCUGCUUAA
Molecule: messenger RNA, 1371 nt
Organism: Penicillium malachiteum
Lineage: Eukaryota; Fungi; Ascomycota; Eurotiomycetes; Eurotiales; Aspergillaceae
Product: ubiquinol--cytochrome-c reductase subunit 2
Exons: 4
Coding region: 1-1371 (456 amino acids)
Cellular component (GO): mitochondrion
Molecular function (GO): metal ion binding
Source: RefSeq, a predicted model, not a curated record